Diaporthe amygdali is the source of this 1551-nucleotide messenger RNA. Its product is annotated as cytochrome p450 oxidoreductase. Lineage: Eukaryota; Fungi; Ascomycota; Sordariomycetes; Diaporthales; Diaporthaceae. Bases 1 to 1551 code for a protein of 516 amino acids. The transcript has 3 exons. Gene Ontology annotation, molecular function: oxidoreductase activity, acting on paired donors, with incorporation or reduction of molecular oxygen; heme binding; iron ion binding. The record is from RefSeq and is a predicted model, not a curated record.
AUGCCGUCAGCUGAGGCCAUGGCCCUGGCAGGCGUCACCGCAAUCUAUCUCUUCCUCCGCUUCAUGCUCUACUUGACCCAGGAUGCUAGAGAACCACCCGCCAUUCUGACGAGCGUGCCCUUCUUCGAGCCAAUUGUUGGCAUGUUCAGGGAGAAAUCACAUUUUCACCUUCGACUUAGGGAUACAUACAGGCUCCCAAUUUAUACUCUCCGCUUGCCAUUCUCGCGGAUGUACGUUGUGAACGCCACAGAGCUCAUCCCGGCCCUACAGAAACAAUGGCGCACCGUCAGCUUCGCGGCUCUUGCUGCAGAUGCCGGACAUGUCGUUGGUCUAAGCAAGGAGGGAAACGAAAUUCUGCACAGGGAUUUGACCAGCGAGCAUGGCUUUAGCCCUAGCUGGCCCAAGUAUAUCAUGUCCGCAAUGGGCCCUGGCAAGGAUCUUGAUUCAAUCAACAGGGCGUCGGUAGAGGUAUUUGCCGAAGAUAUGGAUAAACUGAGGGCAAAUGGGACUACCAAAACUGGUCUGUGGGAGUGGGCACGAGAGAUCAUGGUUAAGUCUACGACAGAGGCCGUUUGGGGACCAGAGAAUCCUUAUCGUGACACGGCGGUCGCUGAAGCAUGGAAGACGUUUGAAGCAGGCUUCUUGACUCUGUCUGUCUUUCCCCUGGCUUCUCUCUUUUUUCCCAAGCUCUAUCGCGCACGCGAGUUGGCAGCUGCAGCCAUGAUCGGUUACGUGCGGAAGGGCGGAUACAAGACAGCGUCCGGGCUUGUACGCAAGCGUUAUGAGCAUCAUGUAGAGCAGUUUGGACUCGGGCUGGACGACUUUGCCCGCGGGGAGCUGGGGAAUACAUUCGCCGUGCUCGGCAACUCGACGCCGUGUGCACUAUGGGUGCUUUUCCACAUCUUCUCCGAUGACCGAGUACUGACUGAUAUCCGGAGCGAGGUAUCGGCUAUGGUAAAAGAGCAAGAUGGUGUCAAUUGUAUUGACUUGGCCACCAUCCGGACAUCCUGUCCCAUUCUCUUGAGCACCUUCCAGGAAACCCUGCGCUUCCGUGCAGUCAACUCUGGGCCGCGUGUGGUCCUCGAGGAAGUCCUCCUCAACGAUCGCAUUCUUCUCAAAAAGGGGAGCAUGCUUAUGAUUCCAGCCCCUGUACAGCACAUGGAUACCGAAGCCUGGGGUAGCGAUGCCAACCAAUUCGAUCAUACGCGUUUUGUUCACAAGCCAGGCCAGAAGAAACCCAAUCGGACGGCAUUUCGGGCUUUUGGAGGUGGUCAUGUCCUCUGUCCUGGCCGUCAUUUUGCAAGCACCGAGAUCAUGGCUCUUGCUGCACUGUUGGUGCUUCAGUUCGAUGUUGUGCCAGUCGGGGGCGAAUGGAUUGAGCCCACGUGGAAGAACUCGCCAAUUCAGGCUGGCUUUCCUAUUCCAGAUGAGGAUAUCGACGUUGAGCUUCGGCCCAGAGAUUCAGGAAAAAAGUGGCUGGUCACUUUCACGGGAUCGGACGAAGCUAUGGGUAUUGUUUCCGAGGACAUCGAGCCUUUGUCAGGUACCUAA